This is a messenger RNA of Mauremys reevesii (Reeves's turtle), 1477 nucleotides long. RefSeq names its product cofilin 2 (gene CFL2). Lineage: Eukaryota; Metazoa; Chordata; Testudines; Geoemydidae. The transcript is spliced from 4 exons. Gene Ontology annotation, biological process: actin filament fragmentation; actin filament severing; cell motility. Gene Ontology annotation, cellular component: actin cortical patch; cytoplasm; actin cytoskeleton. The record is from RefSeq and is a predicted model, not a curated record. The coding region runs from base 190 to 639 and encodes 149 amino acids. Gene Ontology annotation, molecular function: actin filament binding.
UGCAUCAGAAUUAAGUUAAAGCGAGGAGUUUUUAAAACAUAACAUUGAAGUUGACACAACUCAGAAGUCAUUCUACUGCUUCUAGAGCCUUACAUCACUCAACCAAACUAGAACCAUGACACUACUGGAUAUGAACUGCUGGCUUCUGGAGUAACAGUGAAUGAUGAAGUUAUAAAGGUUUUUAAUGACAUGAAAGUAAGGAAAUCUUCAACCCCAGAAGAGAUUAAAAAAAGAAAGAAAGCAGUUCUUUUCUGCUUAAGUGAUGACAAAAAACAGAUAAUUGUAGAGGAAACAAAGCAGAUAUUAGUUGGUGAUAUUGGCGAUACUGUGGAAGACCCCUACACAUCCUUUGUGAAGUUGUUACCUUUGAAUGAUUGCCGAUAUGCUUUGUAUGAUGCCACAUACGAGACAAAGGAGUCUAAGAAAGAAGACCUGGUAUUUAUAUUCUGGGCUCCAGAAAGUGCACCUUUAAAAAGCAAGAUGAUCUACGCAAGCUCUAAAGAUGCCAUUAAAAAGAAAUUUACAGGUAUUAAACAUGAGUGGCAAGUAAAUGGUUUGGAUGAUAUUAAGGACCGUUCAACACUUGGAGAGAAAUUGGGAGGCAAUGUGGUAGUUUCACUUGAAGGAAAACCCUUAUAGAAAGACAGACAAGUGCCAUCUGGAUCUAAGGAGCUUCCAUUUCUGCAGCUCGUUCAAUUGGAAUAGUAUAACUCCUCCUCCCCCCCUCCAUUCACCUUUCUACAGACCUGAAGGAGAUGUCAUUAAAUUAAACUGUCUACCAGUGAUUGCCAUUAGAUUCUUUAAUCCUGGUAGUUUUAUGUAAACCCCAAGGAAUGCCUUCAUGUCAUACUCGUAGCCAAAACUGACGUUGCAUGCAUUCCUUGCAACCUGUACAAUGAAUGUGAUAGUUGAUGUGAAUAGUCUAGCAAACAGCAAAGGGUAAGCUAAUUGAAUGCCUUGAAAGUAUUAUCCACUGGUCAGAUGGUAGACUCUAUUCAGUAUUACUUACAGUUGCACUUGAUUGCAGUUCCAUGAGGCUCUUGUGCAUUCAUACACCUCACCUGCCUUGACAAGCCUAUUUUUGUGACAUGGCAGCACACAACACUAUGCAUUUAAAGCACUUUUUUGUAAUAUGUUUGAUUUAUUUUCUCCCCCUCCCCCCCCAAGAAAUGCCAAUUAAGUUGCUGUAACUGUGUCAUCAAACAAUUGUAGUACCUCGGUUUUCAUUCCUGUUACAUGCAUAUCUUUAUAAAUGAAGUAGCUGUUCUGAUGCCUUCGUUUUCCAUUGAAUGUACACUACUGAACAGGAGUAGGAGUUAUGUUUACCAUGUGAGUCUUGCAACACUAAAGUUGUUUUGUUAAACAUCAGUCAUGAUGGCAGUUUCUGUAUAAAAAGAGCCUUAAAUGGAACACUGUUUUUGAGAUCAAAAAAAAAAAAAACCUGGCCACGUUGCAAUAAAACUUGUGGCUUAUUACA